This is a messenger RNA of Quercus lobata, 501 nucleotides long. RefSeq names its product annexin D8-like. Gene Ontology annotation, cellular component: cytoplasm; plasma membrane. Gene Ontology annotation, molecular function: phosphatidylserine binding; calcium ion binding; calcium-dependent phospholipid binding. The transcript is spliced from 3 exons. NCBI's taxonomy places the organism in Eukaryota, Viridiplantae, Streptophyta, Magnoliopsida, Fagales, Fagaceae. Bases 1 to 501 code for a protein of 166 amino acids. The record is from RefSeq and is a predicted model, not a curated record. Gene Ontology annotation, biological process: response to water deprivation; response to salt stress; response to cold.
AUGGAGGAUGAAGUGGUGAGAAAGUCUCUACUUGUAAAACAAGAGGCGAGUAGUAACACAGUAGAUAAUGGCAAUGGCCAUGCUGGUGAUGGUGCUAAUACUAAUGGUGGUGCUGCUGUUCGGCCAAGUGAUUCCAGUGCCACAGCUAUUCUCGUUAUCAGCACCAUUGUGGCAGCUUGCGGUGCCUUCACUGGUGGCAGUGUUGGUUUGUUGGGCGACCCAACUGAUCAUUAUCUCGCUGCACUGCGUACAACUAUCCGAUGUAUCAGAGACCCUCAGAAGUACUAUGCAAAGGUGUUGCGUACUGCCAUCAAUACGGUAGGAACUGAUGAAGAUGCUCUCAGCCGUGUGAUCAUCACUCGUGCAGAAAAGGAUUUGAAGGACAUCAUGAAAAUCUAUUUUAAGAGAAACAAUGUUACUUUGGAGAAUGCCAUAGAGAGGGACACAUCAGGAGACUACAAGGCAUUUCUUCUUGCCUUAUUGGGGAAGGAUGAGCUUUAG